Parnassius mnemosyne (clouded apollo) is the source of this 3558-nucleotide messenger RNA. Lineage: Eukaryota; Metazoa; Arthropoda; Insecta; Lepidoptera; Papilionidae. The record is from the annotation of a GenBank genome assembly.
AUUGAUAGACUGAAAUAGUGAAAGAAGUCAGCAGUUUUCCAUUGGUGACGUCCGCUGGAGUGAUACCACGUCGUGGAGUAGCAUCGGACGUGGCCGCUGCCCGAUCACCUCAGUUAGGUCAGGUCACACAUACACAUCUUAUAACACAAUACUUACAUGCACCUACCUACCGCCUGACCAAGCCCUGGGGUCAGUCUUAGCUUCGGAACCAGGUACGUACUAUUUAUUUACCUAGCCUUAUAUCUAUUGUGUAGAAUAAUAAGUCUCCAUAGGCCGUUGGGCCCCACCCUUAGUUGUCCGUCGAAUCUACAGCUGUAUGGGCCCCUGUAUGGUCGACCUUUGUCGGGGUACCUAGGGGCGUGUACAGUUAUGAUAAAGAAAUAUAUUUAAUAGCCAUAUCAGUUGAAGAUCAAAAUAUGAGCAAGCGUAUGCAGAAAAAACUGGGUUAAAAAUCUUAUGCAAAACGAUUUCAAUUUGGAGAGUUUUCCACCAUUAUCGAGGAAUUCUUUAUCGACCCGUAAAAGUCCACUUAAACGUAUGGUUGUAAUGUUACAUAAUCCUCUCUUAAACUUUCGUUUUCUCUUAUUCCAGAACAGUAAGUUUCUGAAUAAGCUCGUAAAUAGUUGUGCAAGUGCGCGGUCGUUAGUACCAUAACUACUGCUUUAUUUGGUUCUACCAUAAGUGGUUUUCUUAGAACUCUGAAGACUUGUGCCAUUAUACCAAAAACGUUUUCCACAACACGACGUGCUCUGUUUAGACGAUAGUUGAACACUUUCAAGAGUACCUUUCGCAUGUGUUUGGCCGGGAAACGGUUUCAUCUUGUUUUCGGACAAUGCAAAUGCAGAGUCACCUAGUAAAUAAUAUGGUAUAACUUUAUUACGUCCUUCCAAAGGUGUUGGAGUGGGCAAAGCCAUUCACCUUUUACUAUCAAAGAGUAUAGUUUAGUAUUCUUGUAUACUCCACCAUCCGAUAUUCGGCCCUGACAACCGACAUCGACAAACCUAAUCUUGUAAUUAGCAUCGGCCAAAAUAAAUAACACAAUACUGAAAUGGCCCUUAUAGUUGUAAAAUUCGGUACCACUGUUAACAGGCGCCUUUAAAACUAGGUACAUGUUUUCCAUCCACUGCGCCGAUACAAUGAGGAAAGUUUCAUAACUCGUCGAAUGCAUCAGACAUCAUUAACCACUCUUGAGGGUUGUUAGGCAACUAAAAAAACAAAUAAGUAAAGCUAUGUCGCUGACUAUACAAUAAAGUGUUUACAUACAUUUUUAGCCUGUUUUGUUUUUAGGAAAAUAAUAAUGAUGCUAUUCUCGACCAACCGUCUACUGAACAAACUACAGAUGGGCCUGCAUCUCCGACAAAUGCGCCCCGACGCCUCCAAAAAAACGCAAAUACGAUCCAAAACUUGCCAUGUUAAAUGCAUUUGGUAUUUUAAAAUCAGCAUCGACCAAGUCAAAUCAAGACGACGAGAUUGGCACGUUUUUUUUAAAUUUUUAGAGAAUAAAUUGAUAAGUUACGAUCAUGGCACGAAGAAUUUGGUAGAACAGCGUUUAUGUGAUAUCGUAUUUAAGGCUGACGCAGAAUAUUUUAGUAACAAUGAACAAUAUGGUUACUACACAAGUCAGUCCCAAAAUUAUUAUACAACACGGCCAGAAACAGCUACACUGGAUCCGAUUUAUUCAUCAGCACACUCCCGGCCAACAGGUAGUGCCUCUGAAGCUGGUAUUAGUCAAAGCAGUCCAAGCGGAUCGCAGUACAGCGCGGAUUUUUUUGAUGUCGAUGAUUUCAUUUAAUUAUACUUCUUAUAUUAUUUUUUUAAUUUGUAUGGAACCUAUUAUUAAUAAAACAUUUCUUACCUUCACAUUGUCUUUCAGUCCAUUGAUAAUAGCUUGACAGACUUCUGGGAUAAAUUUGCUGAUUGCCUGUUUUGAGAUUUAAAAUAAGUAUUGCAGGCUUCUGAAACUAUCACCCGUAGCUAAAAAUCGUAGCGUUAAUGCUAAUUUAUCAUGAGCCGAUAUAGCUUUUCGAAAUUUUGUGUCUUUUUUUUUGUAUAGCUGGUACAACCAAAGUAUACAAAUAUUCAAAAUUAGAUGAAGACAUUCGCAUGAAGUUUUUAUAAUGGCCACUUAAUUCUUGAGAUUUGAGUUCCAACACUAAUGAAUUCGGAUGUCUUUUCUUGAAAAUGUCAGAUUCCCAAAAGCGAGGAGGGCUUCUACAGUCUUCGAGUAGAUAAUGAAAUAAAAUAUAUGCUGCACUAGCCACUAAUGGUGACGAUAUGUUCGCUCAAUGUUCACAAGAGGACUGUGGAGCAUGCAUGUUCCUAUGGAGAUACGCGUACCCGUCUCCAUCAGAGCGGUUACGGGAGCGCGGAGCGCAAGAGGUUCGCGAACGUAAUGGAUACCCACCUAUAGAGCGGUCGACAAAAUUAAAUAGAGUGUAUAAAGGGAGAAGUUAGCUCUCCGCGAGAAAGCGUCUAUCGGCCUUGUACAGUAACUGCCUUAACUUAACUUAACUUGGGUUCAAGUACACAUAAGCUCCAGAUGGUUGUAAACAAUUGAUGCAAAGGAUUGACAUCGUUUGUGCGCGGUUACAAUUCCUAAGAAAACUCUGAGAGAUAGUGAAGACACUCGACCAAAAAUUUAUUUAGUUGAGACUUGGGUGAACCAAAUACACAGCCGCAAACGAAUUUGGCUAGACAAGGAUGGAAAAAGCGGCUUAAACACAAAAACGGGAAAGGGGGGCAGACUAAUUGUUUGUCAAAAUAUGGUUUUAUACCCGAAGCCAGAUGGGUAUUCCGUGCUGUGAAGUCUCAGAACGAGAACUACCAUUCAGAAAUGAAUGCCGAAGGCCUCACAGACUGGUUUACAAAGCUGUUUCAGAGUCUCGAAGAACCAUCAGUCAUCAUAAUGAACAACGCACCCCACCGCUCCCAGCAAAUAAGUCGGGCACCGACAUCAGCUUACAAAAAGAGUGAAAUUCAGGAGUGGCUCCGCCAACACGGGAUUGAGUUUAGUGAUAGUGAGCUCAAGCCGGAACUAUUACAAAUGGUACAACGGAACCGACCAGAAAAAAUAUACAAAUUGGAUCAGUUAGCUUUGGAGUCAAGACACGAAGUGAUUCGCUUACCACCUGCCAAUAUAACGCAAUUGAGUUGGUAUGGGCUCAAGCAAAAGAUGAAGUUGCCACCAAAAACAGCACUUUUAAAAUUGCAGACGUCGAAGUGUUACUACAUGAAGCAAUUUCAAACGUUUCGCAAAAGAACUGUUAAGAUUGUGUGAAGCAUGCAGAAAACUCCAAGAGGAAGAUUUGAAGAAAUCUCAUCUGGCAGAAGAUAUUGUAAUCCAUGUGGAUGACGAGGACUCUGAUGAUUCUGAUGUAGAAUUUUAAUGUAAAUAGUUUUAGAUUUAAUUUUAGAUAUAAGUUAUUAUCUUUAUAUUUAUCUUUAAUAUAACUUGUUACAUUCCAAACAAUUGUACUUAUAGUUUUUUAUUACAUAGAUACCUUAUGAAUAAUUUAUUUUAAAUCAUUAUUAUUAUUUUAAUAAAUACGUUGUUUUAUC